GUAGUACGAAACGAACAUGCAUACGAAAGUGUUGUACAUUUUUCUCCUCGUCAUUGGUGCUGCUUGCGCCCGCCAUCCUCCCUUUGGAAGAGAUGGGCCAAGAUUUGAACCAGCAGAUGAGAACCGCACCGAAGUAGCUCCAAACGAUAAAGAUACAAACUCAAAUUCAACUGAUGUAUCUCUGGAUCAAAUACUUGGAUUCUUAGGUUGGCACAAACCUAACCCACUGGUCCAGCUUUCGCGGGACGAAAGAGCCUUGACUGAAGAAUCUCGCCGUCACUCUUCACGCGAACGCCGUCCUUCUUCACGCGAACGCCGUCCUUCACUAGUCGGCAGCCGUUCUCUAACGCGCGAACGCCGUCCUUCACUAGUCGGCAGCCGUUCUCCAACACGCGAACGCCGUCCUUCACUAGUCGGCAGCCGUUCUCCAACACGCGGUGGUCGUCCUUCUCGUCCUGGCCUUAGUCAAUCACCUGGCCGCCCACAUCGCCGUCCUCCACAGGGCCUCCCACAUCGCCGUCCUUCACAGGGCCGCCCACAUCGCCGUCCUCCACAGGGCCUCCCACAUCGCCGUCCUUCACAGGGCCGCCCACAUCGCCGUCCUUCACAGGGCCGCCCACAUCGCCGUCCUUCACAGGGCCGCCCACAUCACCGUCCUUCACAGGGCCGCCCUCAUCAGAAACACCCAGGGAGCCCUCCUCAGCAUGGCCGCCCAAGUCACCGUCCUCAUCCUGGCCGCCCAAGUCACCGUCCUCAUCCUGGCCGCCCAACUCACCGUCCUCAUCCUGGCCGCCCAACUCACCGUCCUCAUACCCGCCCAACUCGCCGUCCAAGUAGUACUUCUACUUCACCUACUACUACCACAACCACUGAAAAAGACGUAAUCACGCAAGCCAUUGAUUCAAGCACCACUGAGUCGACAAGCAGUAGUAGCACUUCCACGACCGCCAGUACUACCUCUUCGACGACCAGCAGUACUACCCCUUCGACGACAAGCACUACUAAAUCUUCGACGACCAGCACUACUGGCUCAUCGACGACCAGCACUACUGAAGCUUCGACGGACGACAGUACUGAAUCUUCGACGACCGGCAGUACUACAUCUUCGUCGACCAGCAGUACUAGCCCUUCGACGACCAGCACUACUAGAUCUUCGACGACUAGCAGUACCAGACCUUCGACGACCAGCAGUACUACCCCUUCGACGAGAAGCACUACUAAAUCUUCGACGACCAGCACUACUGAAGGUUCGACGGACGACAGUACUGAAUCUUCGACGACCGACAGUACUACAUCUUCGUCGACCAGCAGUACUAGCCCUUCGACGACCAGCACUACUGAAGGUUCGACGGACGACAGUAUUGAAUCUUCGACGACCGACAGUACUACAUCUUCGUCGACCAGCAGUACUAGCCCUUCGACGACCACCACUACUAGAUCUUCGACGACCAGCAGUACCAGCCCUUCGACGACCAGCACUACUGGCUCAUCAACGACCACCACUACUGAAGCUUCGACGGACGACAGUACUACAUCUUCGGCGACCGACAGUACUACAUCUUCGUCGACCAGCAGUACUAGCCCUUCGACGACCACCACUACUAGAUCUUCGACGACCAGCAGUACCAGCCCUUCGACGACCACCACUGCUAGAUCUUCGACGACCAGCAGUACCAGCCCUUCGACGACCACCACUACUAGAUCUUCGACGACCAGCACUACUGGCUCAUCGACGACCAGUACUACUGAAGCUUCGGCGGACGACAGUACUGAAUCUUCGACGACCGACAGUACUACAUCUUCGUCGACUAGCAGUACUAGCCCUUCGACGACCAGCACUACUAGAUCUUCGACGACCAGCAGUACUAGCCCUUCAACAACCAGCACUACUGGCUCUUCGACGACCAGCACUACUGGCUCUUCAACAACCAGCACUACUGGCUCUUCAACAACCAGCACUACUGGCUCUUCGUCGACCAGCACUACAGAACCUUCAACGACCAGUAGCACUACUUCUUCGACAACCAGCACUACAGAACCUUCAACGACCAGUAGCACUACUUCUUCGACAACCAGCACUACAGAACCUUCAACGACCAGUAGCACUACUUCUUCGACAACCAGCACUACUGGCUCUUCGUCGACCAGCACUACAGAACCUUCAACGACCAGUAGCACUACUUCUUCGACAACCAGCACUACUGGCUCUUCGUCGACCAGCACUACAGAACCUUCAACGACCAGUAGCACUACUUCUUCGACAACCAGCACUACUGGCUCUUCGUCGACCAGCACUACAGAACCUUCAACGACCAGUAGCACUACUUCUUCGACAACCAGCACUACUGGCUCUUCGUCAACCAGCAGUACUACCUCUUCGACGACUACCACUACUGAGCGAAGCGGCCGAAACUCCCGUGACCUUAACGAUAUCGCGUGGAACAUGCUAAACCAAAACAACUUUUCGAUGCUGAUGAACUUCAAUCCUUUAGGCGACCUGGAGCCGGUGCUCGUGCAGGUUAACUUCAGCAAGGUGAUCCUAGUGCCGAAGAUUCCGCCACCACAGAAUCUCAGCACAUUGCCUGAUCUUCCUAGCCUUAAGAAGCACAUCGAGUACGCGAGAAACUUAACCACGCGUGCUCUUGGUGGUACAAAUGACUUGGUCGACGCUUUGCAAAAAGCAACUGAUAGUGCUAUCCACAGUAUCAACCCUGUAGAAUCCCUGUCUGCCAUGUUGAAACGGAUCCUGCGUAUCUACAACAACGUUGCUCUGACCUGUCCACUACACAGUGUGAAAAUGGCUGUGCUUCGGGACGGUCUGCUAAUUAUUGGAUCUGUCAUUAAGAGUGUGAUCUACGUUGCGGCGCAGGACAUACAAGACAUCAUAGCCAAUAGUUAAGACAUUAAAUUGUUACGGGGGAUGUAAUCGAUGUAUUUUCUAGAUGUAAAUAAUAUGAUAAUAAAUUAGUAUAGAAAGCAG
Molecule: messenger RNA, 2980 nt
Organism: Habropoda laboriosa
Lineage: Eukaryota; Metazoa; Arthropoda; Insecta; Hymenoptera; Apidae
Product: mucin-5AC-like
Exons: 2
Coding region: 17-2899 (960 amino acids)
Source: RefSeq, a predicted model, not a curated record